Messenger RNA from Vidua chalybeata, 3390 nucleotides. RefSeq names its product fibroblast growth factor receptor like 1 (gene FGFRL1). Bases 497 to 1960 code for a protein of 487 amino acids. The record is from RefSeq and is a predicted model, not a curated record. Gene Ontology annotation, cellular component: plasma membrane. Gene Ontology annotation, molecular function: fibroblast growth factor binding; fibroblast growth factor receptor activity. Lineage: Eukaryota; Metazoa; Chordata; Aves; Passeriformes; Viduidae. The transcript is spliced from 7 exons.
CCUCCUCCCCUCGCUCCUUAAACGGGAUUCCGGCUGGGCGAGCCGCCGGACGGCAUCACCGGGCAUCCCGCGGCGCGGAGCCCCGGAGGCUGUGGCAGGUCCCCGCUGUCCCUCCCCGCACACACACGCUCAGCCCGGCCCGGAAAGCAGGAAAAAAAUAAUUUACAAGGUUUCCCCCUUUCCCUGACCUCCUCGCCCGUGACUCUCGAGUGGAAAAAAAUCGCCCGCGGGGGCGAAAGGGGGGAGGUUGUUAAAAAGCCGGUGAAGGGGCAGAGCCGCUCCGUGGGGAGGGCACCCCCAGGCAGCCCCCGCCACCCCGGGGAGGGGGGGAUGAGGUAGAGGCCGGCGGCGGAGCGCCCGCCGGGCGCCGUGGCCGCGAAGGGCAUGAGGCGGCGAGCGGCGGGGAUGGGCUCCAGCGCGCGGUGUUAGAGCCCGGCAGCAGCCAAGGUCUGAGAGGACAGUAGCCUGUGCGAUACGGCGGGGUCUGGUUUUCAAAAUGGAAUUGCAGCUGGCGCUCCUUUUCGCAGGGAUAAUUGCAUUUUCGGAUUCGGCGAGAGGCCCCCCGAGGAUCUCUGAUAAAGUGACUCACCGCCAGUCCGUGAGGCUGGGCAGGACCAUCAAGCUCCUGUGCCCGGUGGAGGGCGACCCCCCGCCCCUCACCAUGUGGAUGAAGGACGGACGGACCAUCCACAGCGGCUGGACGAGGUUCCGAAUCCUCCAGCAAGGGCUGAAAAUCAAGGAGGUGGAGAGCGAAGAUGCAGGGACCUACAUCUGCAAAGCCACCAAUGGCUUCGGCAGCACCAACGUCAACUACACCCUCAUCGUCAUCGAUGAUGCCAGCUCAGGAAAGGACAGCCAGGUGCCUGAAGGCUCCAAUGGAGAAUAUGAAGAUCAUUCUGGGAAGCAGUGGGCCCGGCCCAGGUUCACUCAGCCUGCCAAGAUGAGACGGAGAGUGAUUGCCCGUCCCGUCGGCAGCUCCAUCCGCCUCAAGUGCGUGGCCAGCGGCAACCCCAGGCCUGACAUCACGUGGCUGAAGGACAACAAACCCCUCACUCCCCAGGAGAUUGGGGAGAACAAGAAGAAGAAGUGGACGUUGAACCUGAAGAACCUGAAGCCAGAGGACAGUGGGAAGUACACCUGCCGGGUGUUUAACAAAGUUGGAGAAAUCAACGCAACGUACAAAGUGGAAGUGAUCCAGAGGACGAGGUCCAAGCCCAUCCUGACAGGGACACACCCCGUCAACACCACGGUGGACUAUGGUGGGACCACAUCCUUCCAGUGCAAAGUGCGCAGCGACGUCAAACCCGUCAUCCAGUGGCUGAAGAGGGUGGAGUACGGCACAGAGAGCAAGUACAACUCCACCAUCGAUGUCGGGGGGCAGAAGUUCGUUGUGCUGCCCACGGGGGAGGUCUGGUCCCGCCCAGAUGGUUCCUACCUGAACAAACUGAUGAUUACUCGAGCCAAGGAGGAGGAUGCAGGGAUGUACAUUUGCCUCGGGGCAAACACCAUGGGCUACAGCUUCCGGAGUGCUUUUCUCACAGUCCUGCCAGAUCCCAAGCCUCCCAGCGCACCUGUGCCCCCUUCCUCGGCCAGCAGCCUGCCCUGGCCCGUGAUCAUCGGCAUCCCGGCCGGAGCCGUCUUCAUCUUCGGGACCAUCCUGCUGUGGCUGUGCCAGUCCAAGAAGAAGCCCUGCUCCCCCCCGGCCGCUGCCCCCGUGCACCGCCCGCAGCCCCGGGACCGGAUCUGCGUCUCCCAGGUCCCCGACAAAGACUGCAUCUCCUCCAUAAACUACGAGGAAUACGUGGCUCAGCAGCAGCAUUUACUGUCCCAGGGGCCCGCCCUGGCCCCUGCCAUGGCCUCCAAAAUGUACCCAAAGAUUUACACGGACAUCCACACCCACACCCACUCGCACGUGGAAGGCAAAGUCCACCAGCACCAGCACAUUCAGUACCAGUGCUAAGGGCUGGCCCCGUGUACAGUGGCUCGUUUGGGCUUUUCCUCGUGGUACCUCAGCAGAGACUGCUCCAAGUCAGCUCAGCACUGCCAGCAACAGGCAAAGCAGACAGAAAAGGUUAUAUAUGUAAUUUUAAAUAUAUAUAUAUAUAUAUACAUAUAUAUAUAAUUGUAUAUGCGUGUGUGUAUGUGUGUAUAUAUAUAUGUGUAUAUAUCUAUAUCUAUCUAUAUAAAUAUAUAUAUAAUAGAGAAAGACACAGAGAGAAAAGAGAUUUUUUUUUUAAUUAUUGCAAUCAGGAUGUAGCCGAGGAAUAAUGAAGGAACUCCAAUGCACAGCAGAGAGGCAGCUGUCUGUCUCCAGCAGCAGAGCCCUCCUGGAUAUUUUAAUCAAAGUGGCAACAAGUGAGAUGGGACACAGGGAUGUGAACCACCACCUUCUUCCUUGUGUUACUGAAGGGAACAGGUAGAGCAAGAGGUGUGUGUGGGACUUUUCUGGCUGGGCCUGGAUGCCUGCUGGGCAUCACUUGUUUGGUGGAAACCCCCAGACCUCUCCUGCUCUGAGUGACUCAAGCUCUAACGUGCUUGAGGUUUAGUGCCAAAGCACCAGGAGACAUAACCCAUUCAUUUCUUCCAGGUUAAGAAAAUAACACAAGAGGGUCUGAAAAAACCAAUUUCUGUUCACAAGGUGAAAUGCCACGUGCUUCUCAGUCAUGGCCAACACAAUCAGCUAACCAAGCUGGUUGGUUCAGUUUCUGCAAGGUGAAGGCAUCUUGUUUCCCAUGGGAUGUUCUGCAGAUCAGCUCCGCUCCCCUGGUCCUAGGACUCAGUGCCACUGCCAGGAAAAAGGAAAGAAGGAAAGAGGAACAUUGUACAGAACACCUUUAUAUUUAUAUUUAAGAAAUAAUAAUAAUAAUAAUAAUAAUUGAACUGCUGAUUGUGAAGAAAGCAAAACACACUGUCCUUCUCUGAUGGCUUAGAGUGACAAGCUACUGGAUUUUCUGCAUCAAUGCAAAAUACGUGAAAGCAUUAGAAAAAAUAGUAAGAAGCAAAGAGAGUGAAAUAAUCUUGUAAGAAAAAAUUGCAUUUGAGAAAUAUCCACCUAGGUUGUGUGUGGUUGUCCCCUCCCCUCAGAUAUCACUUCGUAAGUGAUAAAACACUGCAGUUCAAGCAACAGUAAAAACGCAAAGAAGAGAAAAUAAAUAAGGACCAUAUUAAAUACCUAUAUGGACUGGGAAUGAAUCCAAUUUCAAAAUAUAAAACCUUUGUAAUUCUAUAUAGAGUUUAAACAGAAGUCAUGUAUAUUUAAUUUAUUUUGUUAAACAAGAAAAAAGUGUAUGAUAUUUUCCUCAAAACAGGCAUUUCUAUAUGUAUUUUUGAUCAAAGAAAAUAAAGAUUCUUUUUCAGGUUCUGUAGAUGCCAUGCUCAGAACACACUUGA